UAAAAGCAGUUGUCAACAAUCAUUGCAUAGUGAAACAAAUUGUGUUGCCGAACAUUAAACGGUAAAACUGCAGAGAAUUUUUAAACCGGUGAACAUGAAGCUUUAUACUAUAAAUCCACUUUACACGUCUCUGUUUUCGGUGCUUAUUUUUGCGGCAUUAACCUCUUCAUUCUCAAUGUUAUAUGACAAUGGACGAACAUUCAUAAAUUCAAAAUUUGAAGUUGUUUAUGGAGGAAACAAAACUUUAAAUAUAGAUGGAAUGACACUAACGAAUUUGAAAAGCUAUAGGCAAUUAACAGUUGAUGAACAAUUAAAAGUACAGGAGAUAAAGAGAAAUAGAGAUUUACAGAGAGAAAAGGAGUGGAAAGAGCGGGAUGAAGCAAGAGAAAGGGAACGAAUAUCACGUGAGGCUGAAUUAGAGAAGGAACGGGAGCAGCGGGAAAAGGAACGGGUGCAACGGGAGAAGGAAAAUGAGCAACGGGAGAAGGAACGGGAGCAACGCGAAAAUGAACAACGAAUGCGUGAGGCUCAGUGGGAGAAGGAACGGGUGCAACGGGAGAAGGAAAAUGAGCAACGGGAGAAGGAACGGGAGCAACGCGAAAAUGAACAACGAAUUCGUGAGGCUCUGAGGGAGAAGGAACGGGUGCAACGCGAACAUGAACAACGAAUGCGUGAGGCUGAGAGGGAGAAGAAGCGGGAGAGUACAGGAAAAUGGAAUAACAAUUAUGGUAUAUGGAGCGACGACAACGAGGAGAAGAAUGAGAAAGAUAUCAGAAAAGACGUGAUGCCGAAAGAGCAAAUCGUAAAACGCAGGCAGUCCAACGUGAAGCGGAAAGAGUACAAGGGGAAACCAGCGGAGCCGAUAAAUCGGAAGCAGCGUAGACCUAAUACUACCCAAAAUAAACCACUCAGUCGUGGAGGGAGUAGAAGAACAUUAAUCCAACAAAAUUAUUAAUAAUAUAUAAGAUUAAAUUAUUUUCUAAGUAGUAUCUCAAACAAUUCUUUUAUUAAAAUUAUUUAUUUCUAUUUUAGUUUAAUCAUUGAUCAUUACGUAGUUCAGUUAAAAUGUUAUUACUGUGUUAUGUCGGUCUCUUCAUCUAGGUAUUACUAACACAAUGCUGUAAUCUAUAAUCACAAAUAGCAUGAUUCUCAUAAUGAAUUACUUUUUAAAAAAUUAUUAGCAUUUAGUAUAAUACAUAUAAGCUAUAAUUAUUAUUUUACAUUAACCGGUAUAUUUAAGCUUAUAUAUUUGGUGAAAAACUGUAAAUUCACACAUUAUAAUAUUCAAAAUUAUACGUUUUACUUUAUAUCUUA
Messenger RNA from Myzus persicae (green peach aphid), 1314 nucleotides. RefSeq lists its product as uncharacterized. The coding region runs from base 95 to 955 and encodes 286 amino acids. The record is from RefSeq and is a predicted model, not a curated record. Lineage: Eukaryota; Metazoa; Arthropoda; Insecta; Hemiptera; Aphididae. The transcript has 3 exons.